AUGUCCUAUUACGACGAUGACCGGCCUCGCCGCCAGAAGAGCACACGAGAGCGAUCUCGAAGAGAUGACUAUGAAGACACUGUCUACGACACAAACACGAGAGACACUCGUAUAGUCAAGAGGCGCGACGACAGCGUGGAUUCCAUCGAGGAUGUGUCCCGCGACUUUACCCCCGGGGAUCGCAGCACUAUAUAUCGUGAAACCACUGUGCGCAAGAGCGGUCAUCGCCCCAUUCGUGCAAGAUCCUCCGACGAUCGCUAUUACGAUGAUCGUUACGAUGAUCGCUCGUACGUUUCGCGAAAAAAGCACGAGGACGACUAUGUCCUUGUCGACAAUCCCAAAGGGCGAAGUCGUGACUAUGACGACCGACGCCGCUCCCGACGCUACUCGUCAGACUAUGAAUCCCGCAGCCGCAGCCGUACACCUCCAAAGAAAGAACGGAGGAAGUCCACCGCUGAAGAGCUGUUGGGAUCCGUUGGUCUGGGAGGUGUUGCCGGUGCCUUACUGGGGAAGAGCAAGAGCCGUGACAGGUCCAGAUCUAGUUCCCGCGAUGGUCGUCACCGAAGCCGCAGCCGAGCUGGUCGCCGGUCAUCAUCCGACCGAUCUCGGCACCGAAGCAAGAGCCGUGGCAAAGUUCGAAACGAACAAAUCUCCCAAGCCAUCAAGGCUGCCGUUUUGGCUGGAGCUGGUGAGGCGUUCCGUGCUCGCAAAGUCGAAGGCGGUUGGGGCGGCGAAAAAGGCAAACGCAUCAUUACCGCAGCUUUGGCGGCGGGAGGUGUUGAUGGCCUGAUCUCCAACAAGGACGACCCUCAUCACCACUCGAAGCGCGACAUUGUGGGCUCUGCUAUAGCCGGUAUGGCGACCAACCGCAUCAUCAAUGGACCUCGGUCAAAAUCCCGUGGCAGAAACGGCAGCCCGGACAGUCGUAGAGGGCGGAGUCAAUCUCGAGGCGGUUUGGGAGAUCUUGCAGCCGGCGGUGUGGUGGCAGCCACGGCAAAGAAAGUCUAUGAUUCAGUUCGCUCUCGAUCUCGUGGGCGUGCUCGCUCUCGCAGCGCCUCGUCGUAUGACAGCCGUAGCCCAAGUCCUCGGCGCAAGCGGAGUCGAAGUGUGUCGGCCUUUGCAGCCAAGGGUCUUGCGGCAUUGGGACUGAAAGAUGCGGCCGACAAGGUCGACCCCAACCGCGAACGCGAUCGCCGCCGAAAUUAUGACGACUACUAUGAUGAUGGUCGAUCAAGUCGAAAUGGAGGAUAUGGGUAUAGUGAUUCCCGAGAUGUAGGUACCAUUCAACCCCACUUUGGUUAUCCGGAUGGCGGUCCCCGUUCCAUGAGCGUACCCAGGGGGCCGCCUCCUGGCUAUGAGCUCGACUACGGCCCACGUCAUACUGGUGACCCAGAAACAGACUCCGAUUCUGACCUCGGCUCCAGUUCCGAAGAUGAGAAAGAGAUAAAGAAAGGUCGCAAGAAAAUGUGGGUCACCGGAGGUCUUGCGACCAUCGCGACCAUCCAUGCCGCGCAUAGUGUUUACCAGAGUAUGGAGAAGCGAGAAACGAGAAAAAAAUUAUUGAAGGAGGGCGAUAUUACUGAAGAUCAAGCCAGGAGAGCAAAGAACAAGAACAGGUUGCAAGAUGCUGCAAGCAUUGGCAUCGCUGCUCUUGGUCUUAAGGGCGCCUACAGCGAGUGGCAGGAGAUGCAUGAGCAACAGCAGGAGGUAAAGGAGGAGAAGGAGAAACGUGAGAGACACCGACUCAAGCGAGAAGCAAGGAGAAGAAAGAUGAGCAUGAUAGCAGCUCAUAAUUAUGCCGACAGCGGUUUCACGGGAAGCAUGCCGAACUUGGCAACAUACGGUCAACAGUAUCCGGCAUUUCCUCCUCCGCCCGGGGCAUCGUUUGGACCUGGCGCAGCUGUCCAUUACACUGACGACAACCCUUACGGAGCUGUCACUCACCCACCCCCCACCUUUGUCCCGACUCCCCCACCCUCGCACAUGGGUGUCCCCCGGGCAGAGACUGGGUGA
Molecule: messenger RNA, 2013 nt
Organism: Cladophialophora psammophila CBS 110553
Lineage: Eukaryota; Fungi; Ascomycota; Eurotiomycetes; Chaetothyriales; Herpotrichiellaceae
Exons: 2
Coding region: 1-2013 (670 amino acids)
Source: RefSeq, a predicted model, not a curated record